CAAAUUUCACUCUAUGGUGUAUAUAAAGCCAGCGACAAUUGAUCGUACUGCAUCAUUCACCGUACCAAGUGCAUCGUGCGAUCAUCUGCCCACAUUGGGAAAAGUCAAACGGAACGCCGCAGCCAAAACGAUAAACAUCAGUAUCAACGAUGAAGCUUCUGAUUGUGUCCUUUGCUCUGUUCGUUCUGGCUGUGACGCUCGUGUCCGCACUGCCAGCCGUCCAGGAUGAGUCCAUUCUUGGUGGGGACGUGUACGAAGCGGAAGUGGACAGUUUCAACCCGCAAGAUCCGCAAGCCUUCCUGAAGCUGAAGAAGUUGAAGAAGUUGCUAUUCCUCGGUUAAAUGCUGUUCCGCGUAGUUUGUACGAAGUUCUUCAAGCCAUACAUUAAUGCGGUCCAGUGCUGCUUGACUCCAGUCUUUCUGUAAAAUAAUGCAGAAAUAUGCGUAAUGUAGCAGCACCAUAUCCAUUUCAUUUGCAAAGAUGUCAUUCUUCCAGAGAGCACUUAGGAUCUUGAGAGUUUGUAAUUAACGUUUUGUUUUACAAUUCCGCCCACCUUUAUCAUACACCAUUUUUUUUAAUUAAAUAUACACUUUUAUUUUGUUA
Messenger RNA from Anopheles funestus (African malaria mosquito), 603 nucleotides. RefSeq lists its product as uncharacterized. NCBI's taxonomy places the organism in Eukaryota, Metazoa, Arthropoda, Insecta, Diptera, Culicidae. The transcript is spliced from 2 exons. The coding region runs from base 150 to 341 and encodes 63 amino acids. The record is from RefSeq and is a predicted model, not a curated record.